Messenger RNA from Cydia amplana, 2621 nucleotides. Its product is annotated as armadillo repeat-containing protein 3. The record is from RefSeq and is a predicted model, not a curated record. The coding region runs from base 22 to 2619 and encodes 865 amino acids. NCBI's taxonomy places the organism in Eukaryota, Metazoa, Arthropoda, Insecta, Lepidoptera, Tortricidae. The transcript is spliced from 19 exons.
UGGGCUGAAUUUUGCAAAAUAAUGGCAAAGCCUUUGCAAAAGGAAAGAGAUAAUCGGUCGGCGGAGAAGAAAGACCUAACUUUCCACGCGUAUACGAUAACACCGGAGAGUGCUCAUACUUCGAUAUUGCUUUUGGAGUCCACUGAACCGGAGAUACUAUGUCAGACACUUCGAGCGAUUACAAAGUUCUCCGCUCAAGAUAUUUACAACCGCUACGUGCUGUUCAACCUGAAGGCGAUGGACUACAUCUUACUACACGUAGACCACCGUGAACUAAAUAUUCGCAGGUUCGCGCUAAAAGCUCUAGCGCAGCUCUGCCAACUGCCGCGCGGCCCCGAGCAGGUGCUGGUAGACCCGCAGAACUUGAGGAAGAUCGCGUAUAUGUUGGUGAAGAUUGAAGAUAUAUUCGUCCUAGAAUUCGCAUCACUAGUUCUAUCAGAGCUGACGAGAGAACCGCUCGGUUGCGAGCAACUGGUUUCAGCCAAUAUCCUGAACAGCCUUUUCUCGAGGAUGAAGAACAGUCUGGACCCUGAUGUGCAAAAUAAUUGCCUUCAGACCCUCAGCAACCUACUAGACGACCCGGUCUGUGCUUCAGAAGUAACCAAGAACCAUCAAUUCAGUUGGCCCUCACUCCUAGCACUGAUGCAAAGCAAAUACCUGGCCAUACAGCAUGCAGCGCUCAGGACGGUGGAUCAACUGAUAUGUCGGUACAAAGACGAAGCGGUGCAGAAGACUUUUAGAUCUUCCACGGGUGUGUUGGAUCUUUGUGACAUUUUAGAGUCGUACGAGUUCCGCGACGUUCACGCGGUGGUGUUAAACGUUCUCAAAAACUACGUGGAAACCGAAGAGAACGCGUCUCAUGUAUACCAGUCCGGGUGUAUCGUGCGGCUGCUGGCAUACUUGGAGAUGGCGCUGCCGAUGAUGAAGCCCCACUGCUUGGCUGUGCUCACCAAGAUAUCCUUCUCUAAUAACGGCAGAAAUGCUCUAUACGAGACGGGAACAGACCUGGUCUUCUGCCAUCAACUCAUGGGAUCUAACGUGGGUCUGCUUGCCGACGCGGCGAUGGGCGUAGCCAACAUGACCAAGCUGUUGCCCUCUGCAGUGCGCAUGUCCGACACCAGCAUUAUCGAGGCCCUUUGUGCGAUACUAGCCGACGAUGUAGCGGUGUGGUUCUACAUCAGGAUGAACGCGCUGCGGGCACUGGCCGCCCUCUGUCUGAAGAUUCCGAAGGCGGCAUACAGUCUCGUGGAACCGAAAACGUUUGCUGCUCUGAGGAAUAUUAACAAAAAGUUUAAAGACAACCCAAUCGAAGCGCAGCGUCUAGCCGUACAGUGCUAUAUGAAUCUCCAGACUUAUCACGUGAGCAUGAAGGCCAUGCUCAAUGUCGAUUUCGUUCAAGAGAUGCUCAACAUCUUGCAGCGCAUUGACAUCAGUUUGAAGAAGAUGGCUUGCAACGUGCUAUCUGGUCUUAUGGUCGAGCCAGUCGCAAAGGAGUUGUUCACCCGCUGCAAGGGCGAGGAGGUGGUGUCAACGAAUCUGCGAAUCAAGCACGUUGGGUUUAACACGGCGUUGUGCACUCUCAUCACGGCCAGCGUGACGGAUGAAGGAGCGGACGUGUAUCUACACCUCGGCACUGUGCAUUUUAUGGUUGAAAACCGUUUAGCAAGAUACGUGGUGAGUGCCUGGGAGCCCGCCCUGGAAGCGAUCUUCCGGCACCACCCGUCAGCUAAGCUGGCCUAUACAGGACGGCUGGAUAUAAACGACUUUACUCGGGAAGGUUUCUACGUCCAAAAGCGGCUGUCCACUCCGUUCCCCACCAUCCAGCAGCUGGUGGACAAACCGCCGCCCCACGAGGACGCGGUGUUCGUAUCCUUGUUCCAACCCCCAGUAUCCGCAUCCGGGAUCGCUUCUGGCGUCGAUUUCGGACAGCAGUUCCAUGGUAAAUCGUCGUCGACCUUGGCUUCGUCCUCGACGAGGCUGCGGCCAGCGCUCCCCGAUGACAUCAACUUACGAGGAUACGUGCUGCAGCAGCGGCUCUGGUUUGGCGACCCAACAAAGUCUCUGCGAUAUAUCGAGAUAGAAGACGCACAUUAUGAAGUGAGAUAUCGAGACAAAUGCGACGAAGUUUCUACGUCGCUAAAGGAAAGAGCGGAGCUGCUAGCCGAAUUUGUGGCGGAGCAGAUGUGUGGAACAAGCCAAGAGAAGGACUGUUCCAUGCCCACCGUGGCCCUACACCUGUCGGACUUAAUGAAUGACCUGGAUUCUUGUGUGAUAGGCCUGGGAUGGGUCCGCUGCGGUGGCGCGUUGGAGAGAGCAGUUUUAUACAAGGUUUUGGCUGAUCGCGUCGGACUGCCUUGCGCGCUACACAGGCGAAGCAGCGCGCAUGCGUGGUGCGAAGUCGCCAUUCCUGAGCUGGACCCGGAAAGCAAGACGAAAGAAGAGAACUACCCCGCAGGCCUACUCCGCGCUAACUACGUGGUGGACCUGACGGUGAAUCCGGGGCGGCUGCUGCCGCGCGGGGGGGAGGACGCGAGACGCGUGUGCGGGUGUGAUCCCGCGCAACCCAGCUAUACGUCUCGCGCGGCUACGGGGUGCUUCUGCAAGCCGGAGGCUCGCUAAAU